Alnus glutinosa is the source of this 1050-nucleotide messenger RNA. RefSeq names its product putative pectinesterase 52. Bases 1 to 1050 code for a protein of 349 amino acids. The record is from RefSeq and is a predicted model, not a curated record. Gene Ontology annotation, biological process: cell wall modification. Gene Ontology annotation, molecular function: pectinesterase activity. Lineage: Eukaryota; Viridiplantae; Streptophyta; Magnoliopsida; Fagales; Betulaceae. The transcript has 5 exons.
AUGCAGCUUCUUCCACCCUCUAUUUUCGUUCUCAUCAUAUUAUUGGUGGUUACCGCCGUUGGGGUUUCGACGGCUAUAGACUGCAGAAACGGAAAUGGCGGCUCGAAAGUUGCAUACACCAUUACUGUCAACAAGGACUCCGGCAAGCCUGGCCCCGGAAUAUUUAAUACCAUUCAAGCCGCCAUUGAUUCCAUUCCUCCCUACAACGAUGAAUGGGUUCAAGUUGUAAUUUUUCCGGGCAUAUACAAAGAGAAGGUAAGCAUUCCGUGGGAGAAACAAUGUAUUUUUCUGGAAGGAAUUGAAGGGCGUCAUUGGACAAGUAUUACAUAUGAUGGCCAUGAACAAACAGAUGAGAGUGCUACGUUCACGUCGUCCCCAGAUAAUGUUGUUGUCAAAGGCAUUACCUUCGAGAACUCCUUUAACCUGGAUUUCUACAAUGGAGAAAUGGCAGCAGUGGAAAUAAAACGGGCAUUGGCGGCCAGAAUUUAUGGUGAUAAAUCUGCCUUUUAUGAAUGCGGUUUCUUGGGAUUUCAAGAUACACUGUGGGAUGUAAGCGGACGCCAUUACUUCAACAACUGCUACAUUGAAGGGGGCGUAGAUUUUAUCUGGGGAAAUGGCCAAUCCGUAUAUGAGGAUUGUAUGAUAAAUGUUACAAUAGGUACAUUGUUCCCUCAAGGUUUUCAGGGUUACAUAACGGCACAGGGUCGACAAUCCUCAGAUGAACCAACCGGCUUUGUGUUUAGAAGAGGUAGGGUUUUUGGGAGUGGUCAAGAUUUCUUAGGGAGGGCUUAUGGUCCUUACUCUAGAGUAAUAUUUCAUCAUACUGUCUUCGAUGGAGUGGUAGCCCCUCAAGGUUGGGACGCUUGGAACUACCAAGGGAAAGAGGACCAAUUUACUUAUGCUGAGGUGGGUUGUCGAGGACCUGGAUCCGACACUAUCAAGCGAGUAAAAUGGAUGAAGAAGCUAAAUCGUCCCAAAGAUAUCAAUAAAUUUUCAACAUCAUCAUUCAUCAACCAAGACAAUUGGCUUCAAAGACUACCAUUAUGGUAG